AACACUGUAGGGAGACAAUCACCAACUAAACAACAAGCUGUAUUGAAGCAGUCACGAUACCAGCGAGAAAAACUAAUCAACAGAAAAAAAGAUAGAUACAUUUCCUUCAUUCCAGUGUAAAGAAAUGACAGAAUAACAUAGAAAUUCAAGAGUAAAUGGUAACUUAAAUGUGGAGGGAGAAAGAGGAGGAGGAGGAGGAAGAAGAGAGACGGACAGAGAGGAGCAGAAGGAAGGACGAGAACGAGGAGGGAAGGAGGGACGCCGGCUGACAGACACACAGACACGCCAAAAUGGAGAAGCCAGCAGUGAAGACCAAAUUUACUGAGUCUGAGAAGGUGCUGUGUUUCCACGGACCGCUGAUCUACGAGGCAAAGUGUCUGAAGGUGCAGGUGAAGGACAAACAGGUCAAGUAUUUCAUUCACUAUGCUGGCUGGAACAAAAACUGGGACGAGUGGGUGCCAGAGAGCAGAGUGUUGAAGCUCAGUGAUGCAAACAUUAGCAGACAGAAAGACCUCCAGCGUGCUCAUGAAGCCUCCCUGAGGAACAAAAAAUCCAAGAAGGAGAAGAAGAAAUUCCCGAAGGAGCUGGGGAAGGAAGGCAGCGGCAGCACCACCACCACCACCACCACCGCCCCAGGAACACCAGCACCAACAGGCACCACCACACCGGGGGGCACCACCACCCCCGCCACUGCCUCCUCCUCCACUACCACCACCACCUUGGGUUCAGGCGCUGGUGAUGACUCUCGCUCCUCCACGCCAAGCACAGACCGGUCCAGCAGUGGUCCAGGGAAGCGGUCCGCUGCCUCCACCCCCACCACACCUGCCUCUGCCCGGGAUGAGGCCGACACCAGGAAGAAACGCUCCAGAAUGGAUAACACUGUGGAUACGGAGGAGCAAUUCAUGACAGCAGUGGAGGUUCGCGUUAAGCUGCCCGACGAGCUGAAGCCAGCCCUGGUGGAUGACUGGGACCUCAUCAACCGCCAACGCAAGCUGCCCAUCGUGCCCGCCAGAGUCACCGUCGACACCAUUCUGGCUGACUACAUCCGCGCCAAGACAUCCAACAAGAACAACACUCCUAAUAAGGAGAGUGCAGUGCAGGAAGUGGUGGCUGGCUUGAGGGAAUACUUCAACGUGAUGCUUGGCACUCAGCUCCUGUACAAGUUUGAGCGGCCACAGUAUGCCGAGAUCCUGCAGCAGAACAAGGACAAGCAGGCCAGCGACAUCUACGGCUUCAUCCACCUCAUCCGUCUCUUUGUGCGGCUUGGACAGAUGCUGGCCUACACACAGCUGGAUGAGAAAAGUAUCACUCUGCUCAACUUUCACCUCCAGGACUUCCUCAGGUUCAUGGUUAAGAACCUGGAGACUUACUACAGCAUCCAGGACUAUGGCGUGGCCCCGCCUGAGUACCACCGCAAGGCCAUCAGUUAGCAGCCCGGCCAUGCACCAGGUAUGGCCUCUCCUGUCCCAGUAUUGGCUCCUCGUGUUGAAGGAAGCACACUCAAGUAUUCAGAAAAAGCUGAGAUGCACUCGAGUAUAGUGUAUUUCAGUCAGAUCCCAGUAUGGCAGACAACUGACACAUUACAAUCUCGGUGGAGAGGAAGGACAAAUUUUAUUGUACGCAAGAUGUACAUGGUGUGGUCGCUGGCGAGGAGCGAGGCUCAGUGUGGCAGCCAAGCGGUGACCAGGAACAGCACAGUACAACUAGGACAACCUAGUUUUUUUUUUAGUUUUUUAGUUUUAAGCUUUCUUACCACAAUAAAUACAUGAAAAGAGAGAGAGAGCUCUUCACUUUCAUCUCCACUUCACGUGGGACAUAGAUAUUACUCUCUUUGUUUACAAAAUUUAUUACACGUUAAACAGUGUACAAUCAUUCUGUAAGUAUAAGAUCCAGAUUUUUUUUUUAAAUGAUGAAUAAUAUUAACUUAUAUAUUACUAAUAAUUCAUAUAGUAAAUGCAUAACGCAUAAGGACUGAUUGCAACUCGAGGUGAACCUUUGCACCCUUACAUACAAUAACAUCUAGACGUGGGCCAGACCCCGGAGCCCCACGCUGCGCUGGAGGUGGUGGUGGCGCGGCGCUGGUGCGGCACGUGGCCGCCACUCCAGGACCCAGCCCACUCAGGCGGACGAUGGUGGCCAGGUGGUGUUGUGUUGUAAAGGUGACGGUGGUGGUGGUGGUGGUGGUGGUGGGGCGCGUCUGGGCCGUCAGUCAAGUCAGUCCGCUGGGACGUGGGGAGCCGCGGGUGUGGGCGGUGCAGCCUGGGCUACCCCGCACACACACCCGCAGUGACCCAUGUCCAUCCAAGCACCAUGUGGGCGCCCACCAGCUGUUUGCCACACUUAGAAUCCUGACAAUUCUGAGAACGCCUGGUCCAUCUCAUCGGCAAUGUUCUUAUAUUUCUCUUUCUCAUUAACAAGUUCAUCUGUAACAGACGGUGAGAAGUUUACAGCACGGGGCUGCCGCCGCCGCCGCCGCCGCUGCUGCAGCAUCGUGCAGACGCUCACGACGUACGUAGAGUGGCAAUAAUAAAUACUCUGGCAUGUUUGCAUCAUGACUCAUGAAACAACACAUGAACAACUUAAGGCAAAUUUUUAAGAAUUGAGAAAUCAAGUUUGUGUAUAUCAGGAUUGAAAUGAUCAGAUGGCAGAGACUUGACCAAUCGUUGCGAAUGAUUUGGUGAUGUCGAUUUAACAGGAUGUCAAA
This is a messenger RNA of Portunus trituberculatus (swimming crab), 2704 nucleotides long. It is a transcript of the gene MRG15, whose product is annotated as mortality factor 4-like protein 1. The record is from RefSeq and is a predicted model, not a curated record. Gene Ontology annotation, cellular component: nucleus; NuA4 histone acetyltransferase complex. Lineage: Eukaryota; Metazoa; Arthropoda; Malacostraca; Decapoda; Portunidae. Gene Ontology annotation, biological process: regulation of DNA-templated transcription; chromatin organization. Bases 291 to 1430 code for a protein of 379 amino acids. The transcript is spliced from 8 exons.